AUGGCAGGUGCUCCAGAAGUUUCUCCGCUGGAUUGCGAGAUGUCUAUCAAAACAGUGCGCCUCGAGAAGGAAUAUGAAAAGGCAAUUGCGGACUCGGCACGUCUAUUGGACACCGAGCGAGAUCGCGUGCGACGUAUGGAGUAUCUGCUUCUUCAAUUCGAUCGCGAUGCCCUACAAACGAAGCUCGACCAAGCCAACGACCGGAUACUGGGAUUGACACAGGCCGAGUCUGAAGCGCAUCUUCAAUUGGAUGAAGCUUUCCAGGAAAUUGAUUUCUUAGACCAGACCGUCCAAGCAACGUCAAAUGAGAUUCAGAGGCUAAAGGAAGAGCUUUCAGCAUUAAACGAUACAUCGACCAGCUACAAAACGCUACAGACAGAGAAAAUGCAGCUUUCACGAGAGUUAUCCAAUGCCAAGUCCACACUAGAGCGGUUACAGACCCAGAAUACCUCCCACCAGGCCAUGGUGGCUGAAAAGCAGGCGAUGGAGCGGCAACUUAACUCGCUUGAACUUCAAAUUGAAAAUGAGAGAAAUUCUCACGAGCGAACGCGAGCGAAGAGCUCUGACCAAGCUACCCAGAUUACCAACCUAUCAUCCCAAAUUGAAGAGCUUCAAAAUGGACUCGCAAGAGAGCAACGAGCAAAUCAACAGCGUGAACGAGGCGAUCAGCAGCAGAAUGUAGGAUGGGAAAAGGAACGAUCAGUAUUGGAGGGAAAGAUUGAAACGCUACGAAAGCAACUCCGCUCGGCUAAGGAUAAGCUUCGGGAGGCGCAGGAUGACCUUCAACGGCGCAGCAACAUCCGUACAGGCAAUGAAACAGUUGGCGAUGAAUCAGGGUCGCGAAGAGUUCCGCUUCAGCGUCCGGGACCCAGCGAAGAUUCUCACUCCGUGGGCAUGACAAUCGCAACGCCAGGAGCUGUGCGUGUGCAAGAGAAGCCAAAGAGACAAUCCGCGCUGCCGGGCGACAAGUCAGCAUUUUCCAUCACCCCAUUCCUGAACCGCACGGGUCCUGCGCCUCGUGAUGCUCCAAUAAGCUCCGACGUGGAGGAAUAUGAAGUCGAGAAAAGUCAUACUGCACUGCGUAAGCCCAGUGCCGUUCAUCAAAAUGACGGGAAUUCGUCACCCGGUGAGGAAUCGGCCCAACCUGCUCCUAAAGCGAAAAAAGCGAAGCCAAAGGCACGAGCGGGAAACCCGGUCAAAUCCAAAGUUACACGAGAACCGAAAGAGCCAGCGAGCCGCCCCGUCGGGAAGGCUUCUCCUGAGGCUGCCGAGGAACCGCAGUAUGAUGGCCCCGUAGAGCAAGGACAGGCGAAGACCAAGAGGCGGAAACUUGGGGCUCAGCGAGAGCGCAGUUUGUUUGAAGAUGAGGAUGAGGAUGACCUUCUUGGCCUCCGGAAGCCUCGAAAGUUGACUCUUGGUGGCGGGCGACAGUCGGUACUUGCGGCACCUCUAUCUACUGCAUUGGCUGGGGAUCGGCUGGCUCGUGGGGGAGGCUUUGGUGCAGCUAGGGCAUUUUCACCUCUGAAGCGAGAUCGCAUGCGAUAG
Molecule: messenger RNA, 1545 nt
Organism: Penicillium daleae
Lineage: Eukaryota; Fungi; Ascomycota; Eurotiomycetes; Eurotiales; Aspergillaceae
Exons: 3
Coding region: 1-1545 (514 amino acids)
Source: RefSeq, a predicted model, not a curated record